AUGCCGUUCACCAAGCUGGUCAAGAACUCGGCGUAUUACAGUCGGUAUCAAACAAAGUACAAGCGCCGUCGUCUUGGGAAGACCGAUUACUACGCUCGUAAACGCCUCAUUACUCAAGCGAAGAACAAAUACAAUGCUCCAAAAUACAGACUAGUGGUUCGCUUCACCAACCGUGAUAUAGUCAUGCAAAUCGUUACAUCUGAGAUAACUGGCGAUAGAGUCUUCAGCUCAGCGUACUCCCAUGAGUUGAAGGCGUAUGGAAUAAAGCACGGCCUUACCAACUGGGCCGCUGCUUACUGCACUGGACUACUGAUCGCUAGACGAACUCUAAAAAAGCUUAGCCUUGACACCGAGUUUGUUGGAGUCGAAGAAGCAGAUGGAGAGUACAAACUCACUGAAGCUUCAGAAGAAAAUAAUCGACGACCUUUCAAAGCCAAUUUAGAUGUUGGCCUAUCCCGAACCUCCACUGGUGCCCGAGUAUUCGGUGCAAUGAAGGGUGCAUCAGACGGAGGGAUUUACAUACCUCACUCGGAAAACAGAUUCCCAGGUUAUGAUGUGGAGACAAAAGAGCUCGACGCCGAGACCCUACGAAAAUAUAUAUUCGGCGGCCACGUUGCUGAAUACAUGGAGACCUUAGCUGAUGACGAUGAAGAGCGAUACAAAUCUCAGUUCCAAGGUUACAUUGACAGUGAAAUUGAAGCUGACGGGCUAGAAGAAUUAUAUGAGGAAGCACAUCGGCAAAUUCGGGAAGAUCCCUACAAGAAAGUAGAGGGAGAAUCAGCCGCUAAGACGAAAGAGGAAUACAAGAAAGAAUCCCUGAAAUUUAAAGGACGCAAACUCACUAAGGAGGAGAAGGCUGAGCGCGUAAAGGCUAAAAUUGCGGAACUUAGGGAUUAA
Molecule: messenger RNA, 897 nt
Organism: Blumeria graminis f. sp. triticale
Lineage: Eukaryota; Fungi; Ascomycota; Leotiomycetes; Helotiales; Erysiphaceae
Source: the annotation of a GenBank genome assembly